Molecule: messenger RNA, 1799 nt
Organism: Solea solea (common sole)
Lineage: Eukaryota; Metazoa; Chordata; Actinopteri; Pleuronectiformes; Soleidae
Gene: tmem138
Product: transmembrane protein 138
Exons: 5
Coding region: 804-1292 (162 amino acids)
Cellular component (GO): cilium
Source: RefSeq, a predicted model, not a curated record
UAUUCUUAGGACACGGUAUUAACUUCCAUUUAUUUGGACAGCAUAGCCAACGCGUUAUCCCCAACCUUAAUCAUAACCCGUUAAUGCCUUACCAUAACCUAACCUAAUCACGAGACAAAUCCUAGCCCCAAACGUAACCAGAGCUUAGUUUUAGUCUCCAUGCAAACUACUGGUCCUGUUAAGUCAGAAAAAAAUACAUUAAAAACACAUUUUAUUAAAUAUUUAAUUUCACUCCCUUAAUUUCACUACUUAGCAACCUUAACUAAAAAGUAAGCAAUUACUAACUCUUGGUGCAAUAUUGAGGAUUAUAUCGAGAACAUUUUUAAUCAGGCAUUACGGUAAAAGGCAGCGUUACCAUGGAAUUUACGGAAAUACAUACUUUACCGCCGCGAGAGAAGGCGGAGAUGCCUUGAUUUCGAACAAUAAGUAACUUCUGUCUGAAUCAGCGUGGUUUAUUUUCAUCCUCCGUACAUUGUUUUGAUGUAAGGAGACUCCCCACAAGAAAAAUGCCAACAUGCAACACUCCAAAAGGUCAAAAACAUUUCUUCUGAUAUUCUGGACAGUCUUCAUCACAUGAAAGUGGACCUUCCUGGACAAAAUGAUACACAAAGCAAUAGUACAUUAGGGGAAAAGCCAUCACUUUCUGACUAUAUGAAAGGAAAAGUUUUAACUCUGGAGUCAGUGUUACUGCAAUUUUGUCACCAUCAAGUCCCCGCUUUAGGGAUCUGUCUGGAAAAAAUACAGCCAAGAGAAAGGAGAAUAGACUGUGGAUCUUAGUGGUUUUCACACUCAGGCUACUGAAGAUGCUUCAGACCAGUAACUACUCACUGGUGCUGCUGAUCCAGCUGACGCUGCUGACCUAUGACCUCUUAGUCAACUCCUUCAGUGAACUUACAAGGGGAGAGCCUGUCGUCCAGCUAGUGCUUUUUAUAAUCCAGGACAUUGCCAUCUUAUUCAAUGUGAUCAUCAUCCUGCUGAUGAUGUUUAACACGUACGUGUUCCAGGUUGGCCUGGUUUCUCUGCUGCUGGAGAGAUUCAGGGCAAUGCUGUUCUUCUCUGCCCUUUACCUGACACUCAGCAUCUGCUUCCACUCCUGGGUGUUGAACCUUCGAUGGCUUAAUUCAAACCAGUUUGUGUGGACAGAUGGUCUUCAAGCUCUAUUUGUUUUUCAGAGAACAGGAGCAGUGUUGUAUUACUACCUGUACAAACGCACAGCUGAGUAUAUGGGAGACCCCAGGCUCUAUGAGGACUCUCUCUGGCUGCGUGACGCCUUUGCCAGAGCCCGUCAGUGAAGACACAGUUUAGUAUCGAGGAGGACAUAGUAGGUCAUUAUAGUUUGCUUUAAUGAAAAGUGGAACUUUUCUUAUUGUUUAUAAGCUUUGACAUAACAGUCGAACACAAGUUUGAUGUUGAACACUGAUAGUAACCACUGAUGGGUAAUGGGUGUUUCAGGUUUUGUGUUUAUUCACUCUUUAUUGCCAAGUGGGCAGUUGUUAAAAUGGUUUACCAAUUAAGAUUACCAUGGUAUAUGUUGUAUCAUUUUAAUCUGGAAUGAUCUAUGUGGCCUUUGCAAUAAAUUUGAGUUGUACAAAGCAUUUUACAAUGGAAGACAAAUAGCUUUGCUGGAAUAUGUAUUACUUCCCUGCAAAGCAAGGAAGAGGUUGGUUUAUUUUGUCUUUUGUGAGACAAUUAUGUUAUUUACAUGUUACAUAAGGAAACUUUCAAGUGAAUCUGGCCAUCUUUAUGUGGGGACGUUUGAAUUGCAUUCCUACUGUGCAUAAUAAAUAAUCCUUCUGUAA